AUGCCUUCUCACGACGUUUCUUACGUUGCGUUGAGUUAUCGGUGGGGCAAAGGCCAUACUGGGUCCCCUGACCAACAAAUGGAUGUGCUACCAUCGGAUGUCCCUGCCUCUAUCAACGAUGCUAUUCGCGUAACCCAAAGCCUCGGCCUCCAAUACCUAUGGGUCGAUGCAUACUGCGUUCUCCAGACAGAUGAGAACGAUUUUAGACACCAGAUCCGUCAGAUGCACCUUAUUUAUCGUUCUGCUGAGAUUACAAUAAUGGCAGCUGGAUGUAUGAAAGCCAAGUCAGGACUCGUGGGCAUUUCAAUACCGCGUGAAGGUGUGCAAACAAAGGGUCGCUACGACAAGCUGAGCCUAACCACCUUCUAUCUCUGGCCAUGGACUUCUGUAUAUUAUUAUCAGGGAUGGAUUCAGCGUGCCUGGACGUUUCAAGAAGCUUACUUCUCCCGGCGAAGGCUCGUCUUCACUGAAGAACAAGUUUUGUUCGACUGCAACGAAGGUGUCGUCAGCGAAGAUCUACAAAGUUCUCAGAUCCAUUAUCGAUACAGGUUGGAGAAGUGGGAGCCUGGGGAAGAAGUACGUCUUGUUUACAAUCUGAUAGAGUCAUACACUGGAAGAGUACUCACUCACAAUGCCGAUAUUCUGAAUGCAUUUGAUGGUAUUGUGGGGCAUUUCGAGCAACAAGAGCCACCUGUCAGAUCACACUGGGGUAUACCCUUGCUUUUCGACGCAUCAGGAUACCUGAAUGGGCUACUAAUCGGGUUGUGUUGGGCCCAUCCGAUCCAAAAUGGGCAGAUCUAUCGUCGGCAAGGCUUUCCAAGCUGGUCUUGGGCGGGAUGGUCACGCCACCUACUUGCACAAUAUCGUCUACGAAGGAUGCCAUGUACUGAGCUUUCAGUUGCGGAUGGUAUGGCAGUUCAAGUCGAGAAACAGAAUGGUCUUGCAGAGACUUGGAAGACGUUUGAAGAAGCUAGUCCGGCUUGCACCCAGCGACACCACUACUCCCAGCGAAUACAUAUCUCAGCUCCCUCCCUGGAGGUCAGGCUUCACAAGGAAUUCGACUCUUUGGAGUGCCAUGGCGGGCGCAUACGUGGGUACCGCGCAUUGAUUGUGCAAGGUGAAGAAUAUGGUUACUGGUGGGAGGAAGCCCUACUUGACAGCCGGUUUGAAAACCUCGACUUGUCACCCGACACCUUUGGAUACCAAGAAACCAGAACUUGUUAUGCCAUUUAUUUGUUCUUGGCAGACAAGAUGAGAUGCCCGCACGACGAUAGGCACGUACGCAACACAUUUGCAAUGCUCCUCGUGUCCAAAGUGGGGACCAACUGGGAGCGAGUUGGUCUAUGGACACCAUCAUUCGAGUCCAAAGAAGACGCCCAGGGCUUUGAGCAAUGGCUUCAAGGCUCGCAGACGUACGAGACGAGAGGCUUUUGGAUUGCAUAA
Alternaria atra is the source of this 1443-nucleotide messenger RNA. RefSeq lists its product as uncharacterized. The coding region runs from base 1 to 1443 and encodes 480 amino acids. NCBI's taxonomy places the organism in Eukaryota, Fungi, Ascomycota, Dothideomycetes, Pleosporales, Pleosporaceae. The record is from RefSeq and is a predicted model, not a curated record. The transcript has a single exon.